Molecule: messenger RNA, 5407 nt
Organism: Monodelphis domestica (gray short-tailed opossum)
Lineage: Eukaryota; Metazoa; Chordata; Mammalia; Didelphimorphia; Didelphidae
Gene: RAB39A
Product: RAB39A, member RAS oncogene family
Biological process (GO): Rab protein signal transduction
Molecular function (GO): GTP binding; GTPase activity
Source: RefSeq, a predicted model, not a curated record
GCUUCGGGCUCCGCCCGCUUCUCUUAUUCCCGAAAAGGAAUGCCCAGUCCCUCGCAUGGCGCGAGGUGAGCUGUCUGUCGCCUGGGGCGUCUCUCGUUCCAGCUCCGGCUCACGCGUUGCGCCCCGCCCCGCCAGGAUGUCCUCGAACCUCUCUCGAAGGUGGCCUGAGCUCUAGCCGCAAGCCCCGCCCCCGCCUCGCCCUAGGCCCCGCCCCUCAUCUCCAGGGUGGAGACCCUGGCUGCCGAGGCGGGAGGAAUGUGCUGGAAGGAGGUGGCGGAGAAGCCGUGAGUCGGUGCUGAAGGGACAGUUCCUGCCGGGAACCUUCUGCCCCAGCCCAGGUAGCCGGGCCCAGAGGCACAUUCUCCAGCUCCAGAGCCCCGCGGGUGCAAACGGGAUGUGAACCAUGGAGGCCAUCUGGAUCUACCAAUUCCGGCUGAUUGUGAUCGGCGACUCCACGGUGGGCAAGUCCUGCCUCCUGCACCGCUUUACUCAGGGCCGCUUUCCCGGGAUGCUGUCCCCCGCCUGCGACCCCACGGUCGGCGUGGAUUUCUUCUCUCGCCUCCUGGAGAUUGAGCCCGGCAAGAGAAUCAAGCUGCAGCUGUGGGACACGGCCGGGCAGGAGAGGUUCAGAUCAAUAACUCGAUCUUAUUACCGCAACUCUGUUGGUGGAUUUCUGGUAUUUGACAUCACAAACCGGAGAUCUUUUGAACAUGUACAAGAUUGGUUAGAAGAAGCCAAAAUGUAUGUGCAACCAUUUCGGAUUGUAUUUCUGUUAGUGGGACAUAAGUGUGACCUAGUGUCACAACGUCAAGUUUCAAGGGAAGAAGCUGAAAAAAUGUCAGCAGCCUGUGGUAUGAAGUAUAUAGAGACCUCAGCAAAAGAUGCUACAAAUGUUGAAGAAUCUUUCACAAUCCUGACAAGAGAUAUAUAUGAACUUAUUAAAAAAGGAGAAAUUUGUAUUCAAGAUGGCUGGGAAGGGGUUAAAAGUGGUUUUGUUCCAAAUAUUGUGCAUUCUUCAGAAGAAGCAGCCAAACCUAUGAAACAAUGUAUUUGCUGAAUUCAUAAGCAGCUCCAGAAUGGGUAUGAGUACAUCAGGUAUUUGUUUUAGGACAAAUACCAUCUUUAAGAGCAAAAUUAUAAUUAUGAAAGCAUAAAAAUCAUUGAUUUGCCUGAGUCACUAAUCAUUGUUUUUGCAUCCUUUUAUAAGAUAUUUAACUAUUAAGAUGAUAACAUAGUAAUAGUUAAAGCAGAAAAAUAUAAUUUUGAAGACAUUAAUAUUUGUAAAGAAAAGUGCAAUAUUUACUUAGCAAAUUAACAUAUCAAAGAUUUUGACUAGGACUAAAACAAGUCCAUUUUCAAGGGACCAGAUUUUCAUGCAUUCUCAUAUUUUAACAAGCGUUGAAUGUGAAGAAAUUAUAUAUUAUAUCAAUAUUAUUUUCCUUUAUUGAUUUACUGCUUCUGAAAUAUAUUUUUUAAGUUUUAUAUAUAUAGCUGAGAUUACAAUCAGAAUAUUAUAUACCCAACAAUUUUAAAGAAAGGAAACUUAAAAAAUCAAACAUUUUGAUAAGAUAAUAGUAAUGAUAAUAUAUUUCUAAAUUCCCCACACUCAUGAAAUCAUGGGUCUAUCUGAAAAUUUUGAAGAGGGAAAAUUCAGCUCCUCAUCCAGAUUUUUGUCUAACUUGUCAGCCCUGUGAGCAAAUAUGAUAGGCAGUGUAUAAUAAUGAAUAGAGUUAGCCCAAAAGUCAGGAAAACUUAGAUUCAAGUCUUGCCAAUGACAUAUACUGGCUGUGUGAUCCUGAGUAAUUUAAUUUCUUAGUGUAUUAGGUAACUGUUCUAAGGCUAAAAACUGAAGAGAAAAUACUAAUCUGCAUUGAGAGAGGAAGAACUGUACCAGGAGCUACCUACACAAGUGAAAUUAAAAAUUCAAAUUAGAACAAAAAAGACACUACAUAAAAUAUUUUGGUCAUAAUUGUAGUUGGUUGAAUUUUAAACUUGAAAGAUUAUUAAGUCCAUGAAGACCUUAUUUCUUCAAUGAGGAUAUAGAAAGGGGUAUGAGAAUAUAUUAAUAUUACAAACUAAUUUGCAAAAAAGUAAGCUAGCUCUUUAAAAUAUUUGAUAUACAAACCUAAUAUCUUAGUAAAAGUGGGAGGAUUUUGAUGAAAGAAUAUAUAGAAAGGAGUUACUUAGUCUUCCUGCAUUUAGCUUAUUUCCAAGAAGUGCAUCUUAAUAUUAAUUAGAAAUUUUUUUAUUUAAUGCAUUUGUAAAAUCUGUUUAUAACCAUUUCUACAAUUAACUGGGAAGUGGUGACAAGUAAGAAUUAUUUCUUCUAGCAAUAUUAAUUACAUUAUUGUUAAAUCAUAAGUUGUUUUGUAUAGUAAGUGCUUAUAUGCAUAUCAUAAAAAAAAGUUGAAACUCAUUAUGUUUUAUCCAAUCCUGUCUUCCUCAGCCUUCUUUUUUCCUAUAGAAAGUCUUUUUGUUUUUUUUAUAAAAUUAGGGAAUUCUUUGGCUCUGAGGUUGGUUCUCAGCCUUUCCAAUUUGAAAAACUGCUUCUUAGUAGUAGAAGUGAUUGGCAGAAAAAUCCCAAGGGAACGUCAGUUUAAUUAGAAACCCUGGUUGGGACAGGAUAUUUAAAUCAUUGAACCACUUGGCUAAAUUAUUAUGAGUUAAUCUUUAAAAGUUUUCCUCAAGACCACAGUAAGAUUUUUCCUAACAAGAACCCUUUCUAAGCAGCUCCAUUAGGGAUUUUAUCACAAAAUUCCCAACUACUUUCCAUUUUGUCAAUGUAUUAAAGGGGAUCUGACACCUCAUUAUUAUGAUAAAAUUAUCAAGCAAAAGAUAGCUUUUAUUCUAGGCCAAAUUUUAUGAAUAAAUGCUUCGAUUGUCUAUUCCUAUUUGCUAGUAUAUACACAGUAUAUAAAUGUGUUAAUACUAACUCAUUUUUCUUUAGAGGUAGAAAGUUUUUUCCUUUCUUCAAAAUAUGUAUUUAUGUAUUUGUACAUACUUUAUACAUUUUCUAGGCCUAUUUAAGUAUUCUUUUUAUAAGUGCUUAUAGAGAGAAAUGAACAUAAAUUAAAAUAUAACAAUUUUUGAAAAUCUCUAUGUCUACUUUCCAUUGACAUCCAUAAAUUCGUUAUGGUUGACGAUAGGCUUUAACUAGAAUUGACUACUUAGGAAAAAUGCCAGACCAGAAAAAUGGAAAAUAUAAUUCAAUCUAUUUUGAAUAUUGUAUUAAUUUUAAUUAUAUAUUCAAAUAAUUUACUUGGUACAAGUUCAUAUAUUGAAUCUAUCAACAUUUUAAACUAAUGAUGUCAUCUCAGUGUAUACUGCAUAAGUCUAAGUCUCCUUUUACAAGCAGCCAAAAUACCAAAGUGCUUUUGAUAUAUAGUAGAACACAUGUAUAAUGCUGACUUAGAACAGGAUUAAUAGCUAUGAUAUAGGAUUACAUUUAGAAUAGACUCACAAGCUCCAAUCUUUGAGGUCAUCUAGUUCAACAGAUGAGGAAACUGAGACCUCAACAGGUCAAAUGCCUUGUCCAGGCUCAUAUAGUUGUUAGUUAGCAACAGAGACAGGAUAAAAUCCAGGCAUGGAAAGUACUCUUUCAACUCUUCCCAUGUUACUUCUAUUGGGACUGUGACUUGGUCCUUGAUAUAUCUGCAACUGCAAAAUAAGCAGGUUAGAAUAGUUUGAUAUAAUAGGGGAAAACCUGUAGUCAAGCAGUAAUAUGUAAUGUCAUCAAAAAGAACCAAGAAUUGCAGUUCUAAUUCACUUCUAUAUGACCUAAGAGUUGCAUUGAAGAUGUUCUUUUCUUAAACAACAUUAGUAUGAAUGUGAACAAUAAGGUCAGGCCAGUGAAUCUUUCUUGUUCAGGCAAAUUACUUUGCCCAUUGGUUUCUUGGAAGUCAGUUAUUUCAUUAAAAACAUUUUUAAUGAUAAAUGAUGUCCUGAUUACAAAAUGUCAUGUGUCUAUGAUGAAGGAAAGAAGGAAGGAAAAGUCAGAUAAAUAUUAUUGUAUUACCUGUAUAGUAAUAAUAUACAUCCCAAGAAAUAGCUGUUUAUAUGGGGUUGCAUUAACUCAGACCACUAUGGUAGCAUUUAAUGAUGUAACAGUUCAUUAAAUGGUGUACUUGAGCCAAAAUGAUUAUACGUUGCUAUAAAGAUUUGUAAAUAUGGCCCUUAAAAAAACUUAUUUGCAUACCUAGUAGCAAGAACAGGUUUCUUAAACCUCUCAGAAAAUCUUAACACUUCAGAAGAUCUUAUAAAUAUUAGAUUGUUUCAAAAAACCCUUUUACCUCAAUCUUGUACUGAGUGAACUUCAUUUUGAGAGAUAAGAGAUGAGUGCUAAUGAAAAUGGUUUUUCCAACUUGGGUGAAAGUAUCAGUUCCCCAGAAUGAAGACUGCAUCUAAUAAUUAUAAAAUUAAAAGUUUGAAUUAAUAAGAUUAGCAUUUUGACAAGAGGGUGGUUUUUUUUACAGCUUUCAUAGUGCUUUUAAUACAUUCAACUACAGACUUCCCAUUGACUUCAAAGUAUGCACUGUGUUGAGCUGAUCUUCUGAGUGUAUGAAAUAAGAUGUUCCAAGACUACAUCAGUCAUACACCAAUACAUAUUCUGACUUUUUAUUAACAAAGAACUGUGCCUUUAGUUAUUUAGUCAUACAGAGGGUAUAUGCAAGCUUGAGGGGAAAAAACUACCUUAACCACUAUAGAUUCAGACCCUACUAUUUUAAAAUAAUACCAACGAUUAGCCUCUGGUGUAAAACUCUUCACUUAUGCAAGCUGUCUCCUUCAUAAACCUUCUCAGAAUUUAGUUUGUUUCAGAAACCUUAAGUUUUUGAGUGAAAGUAAGCUAACAACCCUCCAUUGGGCCCUAAAAUAACAGUAAACCACACCUCUGACACCAAAUGAAAAUGCCAAAAGGAUAAACUGCAUCAUGACUGACAUUUUCAUUUCAACAAUCUUAAUAACUACUACAGAUCAACAUGAUUGAUUUAGCUAAGACAAUCAACAUUGAUUACGAACUGGACAGAAAAGAAUAAAUUACACAAAAGGGAAAAGAACUAGAAUAAUUGAAAAUAUUAGCUUUCUUGUUUGUUUGAUCUCUGUUAAUGUGUAUGGAGAAUUCAUGUCUUCUCUUGAAUAGUGCCUAGGAUGGUGUCUUACACGUAUAGACACUGAAUUAAUGUUUGACCUGAAUGACUUUGAACUAACACUGUCAAAUUCAGUUUCCACAGAUUCAGUUUUCAUUGAAGAUAAACUGUAAUAAAAAAUGUUUUGCUAUAACUAAAUUUUAGCAUUUUUGGAAAACAAUAGCUGACUAAAGAAAAUUGAUAAGAGAACACGGUAUUAAACAUCUUUGAAAUGUGUAGUAAAUGUUGUUUGUAAAAAAUGUUAAUAAAAGAAUGUGAAGAAA